AUGCUGAUGCUUAUUUCUUCUUCCCCGCGGUGGUGGGGGUGCCUUGGGAUCGCAGAGUCGGCGAAGAAGCUGGCCAAGGCCGGGAAGGGCGUGGACGAGGCGGUGGCGGCCGUCGGCGACCCGGAGAGCAAGCGCCACGGGCCGCUCCACCUGGGCGCGGCGGCGGGGAAGGUGGAGAUGUGCAAGCUGCUGAUCGAGGAUUUCCAAGCCAACGUCGACGCCACCGACGUCCAAGGUGCGACGCCCCUAGUUUUUGCAGUACAGGGUACUGGAUCUACAGCUGUUGUGAGCCUUCUUCUCAGUCAUGGAGCUGAUGCAAACAAAGCGGACAAUGGUGGAAUUUCUCCGCUCCAUAUUGCAGCAGAACGAGGAUUUUAUGAAGUGGCAGAGUUGUUAAUGUCCAAAGGAGCUGAUGUUGAUCCCAUCUGUGAGAAUGGUGGAGCGCCAAGUGAAAGACUUUCCACUUCAUUCAAUACACCACUGGUGGCGUCACUCUUUGGCUCUUCAGUGGAGUGCUUGGAAGUACUUAUUGAGGCUGGUGUUGAUGUCAAUGCUGGUAGUCCUGCAACUCCGCUAACAUUAGCUGCUGGUAAAGGCUUAACUGAGUUCAUCAGUUGUCUGCUGGAAGCUGGUGCUGAAGCAAAUAUUCCUGAUGAAGUGAGUUUUAUCCUGAUAUUUAGCCUAUUAGUUGUUGCUGUUGUUUGA
Messenger RNA from Panicum virgatum (switchgrass), 705 nucleotides. Its product is annotated as poly [ADP-ribose] polymerase tankyrase-2-like. The coding region runs from base 1 to 705 and encodes 234 amino acids. Lineage: Eukaryota; Viridiplantae; Streptophyta; Magnoliopsida; Poales; Poaceae. The record is from RefSeq and is a predicted model, not a curated record. Gene Ontology annotation, molecular function: protein binding. The transcript has 5 exons.